GGAGCUCGGGGCGCCGGCGCGGCCGGGCCGCCCGGGCUCUCGGCGAGCGACCCGGCCGCGGCAUUCCCCUGCCGGCAGCCGGCCGCAUCGCUAUGCGCGUCGUCGCGCUCACCUUCGUGCCCUACGCGGUCACUCGCCCGGCGGCCUGCGUCCCGGGCUAGCUGAAGCUUCGCGCCGCGACCGCAGCCGGCGCCCCCAGCGCUGCGGGCUGCAUGCUGAAGGGCACCGCACGGGAGGCGGGGCGGCAGGUGGCCUCGCGCAGGUGCGGCCCGCGCACGGCCUGGGCCCGCAGUAGCAGCGCGCGGAGGCGCGGGCACGCCGCGGCGCGCGCUCAUGGAGCCGCCCUGGGAGAUCGAGCUGGAGCUGAGGAGGCACAUCGAGACCUGUGCCUGCACGUGCGACCACAUGGGCUACGGGAACUACAUGGACUACCAAGUGGCACCCGCUCACGCCUGCCUGUGCCGCGCGAUCACGUCUCCUCACGCCCACGCGGCUGUACCAGAGGGCAUGACAUUUCCUGGUUCGUUACCAGAUGUGGCAGAAAGAUGCGGUCGCUGGGCGCCAGAUUCAUUAUCAGCAUCCGCAUCUGGGAGCUCUGACGAAAAGCCAACGCCGCGUCGACCGCGGUGGCGUAUCGCACUCGCUGCUCUCGUUGUAUUGGCCGCACUCGGCGCUGCACUAGCCCUCCCCCUCGCCCUGGGAGGUGGCGGUCGUGCUACCCCUGAGCAGCGAUUAACAACUAUACGGAGAAUGUUACGUGAUUCUCCACUUAUAGACGGUCAUAAUGACCUAGCGUGGAAUGUUAGAAAAUUUCUUCAUAAUAAAAUAGGUGACUUUAAUUUGAGUGCUGGCUUGGAGGGCUUAGAGCCGUGGGCCCGAUCGCGCUGGUCGCACACGGAUAUUCCGCGGCUACGACUCGGUCAGAUUGGGGCACAGUUUUGGUCAGCAUACGUUCCAUGUGGUGCGCGAGAUAAAGACGCUGUGCAGUUGGCCAUUGAACAAAUGGAUGUCAUCAAACGGAUAGUUGAUAUGAACGCAGCUCAUCUUGCUUUAGUUACCGGCGCGUCGGACCUCUUAGAUGCCCAUCGAGAUGGUCGGAUUGCUUCUUUGAUUGGAGUUGAAGGUGGCCAUGCACUCGGUGAUUCCCUAGCGGUGCUUCGCGCGUUUUAUAACCUAGGUGCUCGAUAUCUUACUGUUACUCAUACAUGUGAUACGCGAUGGGCGCGUGCCGCUGGCACCUCUGGUGGGCUCACUGAGUUCGGACGCGCCGUUGUUCGAGAAAUGAAUCGUCUUGGUAUGAUAGUUGAUCUGUCGCAUGCAGGUGAAGAGACAGCCCGCGACGCUCUUGAAACUUCACAGGCACCCGUAGUAUUCUCUCAUUCUGGAGCUGCAGCAAUAUGUAAUUCGUCUAGAAAUGUGCCAGAUGAUCUGCUUCGCAUGAUCGCUGCGAAUGGUGGCGUAGUUAUGAUUAAUUUCUAUGCUAAACUUGUAACAUGCAGCGAGCGAGCGACAAUCGAAGAUGUUAUUGCACACAUAAACCACGUGCGAAGGGUAGCCGGAGUGGAGCACGUAGGUCUGGGAGCUGGUUAUGAUGGUAUAGACGCACCGCCCGUGGGUUUAGAGGAUGUUUCACGUUACCCCCACCUGUUAGCCGAGUUACUUCGCGAUCCGGAUUGGAGUGAAGAAGACGUUCGUAAGCUGGCCGGUAUGAAUGUUGUCCGCGUACUGCAGCACGUGGAGCGCGUGCGAGAUCAAUGGAAACGUGCCGCCGUUUUUCCUGGCGAAGAAACACCUGGUGCGCGACGCAGCGAGUGCGUGUACGGAACCGCGUGACGCAGGCUGCGAGCCGCGCGCCGCCGCGGCCCUCCUCGUACUGCUCAAUAUUGACACUUGUUGAUCGUAGUUAUACAUGUAUAUUAGUGUCCAAAUGUGAUUUAGAGAUUAAAAUAAUCUUUACCUGACCUCGAUGCACAAAUUGUUUAGCUAAGAAGCCGCGCGUGCUGGGUGCUUCGUCUCGACGCCGACCCGCGGCCCGACCGCUGAACUCUUCUCCAUCCACGCACACGACUUCGUUGACGAAAACCCAACGCGAUUCGCGAUUUAUAUGAUGUGAGUCAAGAUUUAAUAAAAGGAUAUAAAAUAAAUAAUGUGUUUAUAGAAAAAUAAAUAUUCUUUAUUUAUAAA
This is a messenger RNA of Danaus plexippus (monarch butterfly), 2184 nucleotides long. Its product is annotated as dipeptidase 1-like. The transcript is spliced from 2 exons. Gene Ontology annotation, biological process: proteolysis. Bases 334 to 1833 code for a protein of 499 amino acids. NCBI's taxonomy places the organism in Eukaryota, Metazoa, Arthropoda, Insecta, Lepidoptera, Nymphalidae. Gene Ontology annotation, molecular function: metallodipeptidase activity. The record is from RefSeq and is a predicted model, not a curated record.